This is a messenger RNA of Chelonus insularis, 4499 nucleotides long. RefSeq lists its product as uncharacterized. The transcript is spliced from 6 exons. NCBI's taxonomy places the organism in Eukaryota, Metazoa, Arthropoda, Insecta, Hymenoptera, Braconidae. The record is from RefSeq and is a predicted model, not a curated record. The coding region runs from base 118 to 4347 and encodes 1409 amino acids.
GACUACUUGGCGCUGCUUUCAAUGUAAUUUUUUUUCAACGGGAACCGUUGGAGUUCUUUCCAACAACAAUAAACAUUAGAAAGACAACCGUUUAAAUUCCAACUUAUUAACAAUAAAAUGAUACCAGCACAACAAUCAAAAAGUUCACGACGAUCAUCGAUUUUGAAAAUUCCAAAAUCUCGUACAUCGUUAACACAAGGAGGGGAUUCAAAUACUUCUACAACCGAUGAUAGUCCGACUGUCACAACUAAACUUAAGAGAAGAGUUAGCUUUGCAGAGAAAAAACAUGUCAAAGAAUUUUGUGAUUCAAUUGAACAAGGAACUGUGUGGGAUAACACUUAUGAAGAAAGUGAUUCAAGCCAAAUGAAGACAAAUCAAUCAGACAAAUUUACAGAAGUUUCUCAAUUAUCUAAUACUAAUGGCUAUAAAGUACAAAUUUCAUCUAAUGUGGAAAUCCAUUCUUCAAUUACAGUUACAAAUAAAUCAUUUCCACGAUCGACACCUAAAUUGGUACGUCAGAAUGCGAUUGAUUAUGAUUCGUUACCUCUGGGAAUCAUUAAUGAUUCAAAUAAAAUUAGACAAUCCACGAUAUUAAAGAGUUCUGAUUUUCUCAUAAAUAAAGAAAAUAUUCCGGAAAUUUUAAAAUUAUCUACAGCAGACAGUUCUUUAGUUGAAGAUGAAGAAAUUGUGACUUGUACACAAAGAUCAUUAAAUGCCAGUCCAUAUCCAAAGUUUUCAGUUUACUGUGAUGAUGAAAUAGAAAAAAAUAAUGUAGAUCAUUUGAAUUGCAGUAAUUAUGAAAAUGUUUCUAUGGAAUGUACAAUGUUAGCUGGAAAUUCUUCUCCUGAAUGUAAUGUAGAUAAAUAUGAACCAAACUAUUGCAAGAAUGAUGCAUUUAGUAAUAAUGGAGAUCUUGAAAAGACAACUAUGCCCACAGAAAAGACACAAAUGUUUCAUGAUAAAUCAAUGGAAAUCACUGAGGCUAUACCAAGUACUAGAUUUUCUCUAAAACCGAGUGCUAUUAAUGAAGAAAAAACACAAUUCUUUCACAAUGCAUCAAUGGAAAUAACAGAAGCUAUACCAAGUGUAAAAUGUAUGGUCGAGUCCAACCGAGUUAACGAUGAAGCAACACAAUAUUUUCAAAAUAAAUCUAUGGCAAUGACAGAAGUUAUAUCACAAAUGAAAUACCCUUUGUCAUCCAACUAUUUAGAUAAUGAUAAAACAAAAAUUUUUCAUAAUAAGUCUAUGGAAAUGACAGAAGCUCUAUCUAAUGUAAAAUUUUUACAUAUUAAACCCAAUUACCUUCAAAUAGAUAAUGAAAUUUCUCCUGAUAAUUCAAUGGAAAGGAAGGAAGCUUUUUCAAAUGUGCAAUGUUCUGCUGUAUCUAACCCCUUGAAUAAUGAAAAAACAACUGUUUUUCAUAAUAAUUCUAUGGAAAUGACUAAAGUAGUAUCAAAUAUAAAAUUUCCCACUGUAUCUAACCCCUUAAAUAAUGAAAAAACAACUAUUUUUCAUAAUAACUCUAUGGAAAUGACUGAAGCAGUAUUAAGUACGAAAUUCUCUACUGUGCCCAACUGUUUUACUCUAGGAAACACUGAAGUUAUCCAUGAUGAUUCAUUCGAAAUGACUGGAGUUAUUCCAUUCGUUAAAUUUCCAUUGUCCAAAUCUAGUGCUAUAAAUGAUGAAAGGACAACAGUAUUUCAUGAUAAAUCUAUGGAAAUGACUGAAGCCAUAUCGAACAUGAAAUGUUUUAUAAACUCUAAAUCUAAAGAUGAGGAGAAAACACAAUUCUUUCAUGAUAAAUCCAUGGAAAUAACAAAAGCUGUAUCAUACAUUAAAUCUCUUUCUAGCAGUGAUGACAAUAAAAAUAAAACCAGAGUGUUUCAUAAUCAAUCUAUGGAAAUGACUGAAGCUAUCACUCCAUUAAAAUGUACUAUGAACCAAAUCAAUUUAAAUGAAAAUUCCAUUCCUACAUUACCGAAAAAUACAACGAAUAUCGAAUGCCCUACAAAUGUAACUCUACAUGAUGAAAAUGACCAUAAUAAUUUUAUGGAGUUUACAGAAGCAAUUCAGUCUAUCAAACGACCGUACAAUUUAAUUGAAAAUGUUGAUAAAUCAUCAUCAGAAUUAUCGACACCGAUUGUAAAAAAUCCUCGCUAUUCUACAAUACCUGAACAGAACAAAACUAUCUUUGAAGAAAAUCUCAAAAAACUUCAUCAAUUAUUACAUCAAGAUUGCAAUAAAAUUAAUUCUUUAUCACAGACAGAAUUAUUGCAAGAUAACUGUACUUCCGCGACAAAUGUCAUAUCUAACCGACAACUUACUUCCGAUGAUACUGAUGUUACGAAAACGAUAGAAGUAAUUCCACCCAUCCAACAAAAGAAAGUAUAUGGGGAUGAAACUCCAAAUGCUGAUUGUACUUCUCCUGUCAAAACUCCAAAUCUAAUAGAACAAGUAGAUCCAAUUAAUUUGAAUCUAGUUGUUCAAAUUGAAGAGCCAAAUAAACCAUUAAAUAACAAAGAUACUUUACUGACAUUCAAAGAAAAUGAUUUAUUGAAGGAAAAUCGGUUCUCUGCAAUAACAAAAUCUUUACAACAGACAAAUAAAAAUACAAUCAAACAAUCUAAAGUUAUUGAAUCAACUUCAUCCAAUCCCAGUUGCAAUAAUAUAUCAGAAGUUCCUAAUUUAUUACAAGUAUUCCAUACAGUUGUGAAAGAAACUCCUAUUUUGUCAAAACAACAAGAUGUAUCCGUUGAAAAAGGUCGAUUUCAAAGUAAUCAUGCCAAUAAUGCACAAAUAGAAGAUGAUAUAACAUAUGAUUUAACCAGACCGAUUCAACAACAGAAAGAAAUUGAGAAAACUUUUUUGGAAUUCGAAGAAGCACCAUCAUUCAUGUAUGAUCAAAACUUGUCAGACCAAUAUUCAAAAAAAGAAGAAGAAAACGAAUUAUUUGAUGAACCUCCUGUGCCAGAACUUAGUAUGACUGAAGUAUGCACUUCAAUUAAUACAAAAAGUCUUAAAAUAAAACAACUUACUCAUACACUACCGGAACAAGAAAUCUCUAAUAUUCAUGAGAAAAAAGAUGACAUUAAAAAAAUCAAUUGUCAAGUACUCGACGAAAAAAAAGAAGAAAAAAUGAAUAGAAGAGCUACAUUUGUUGUGAAAAAACAUGAUAAUUUUAACGACAUUGUUAGAUCAACUACUCACAGUGAAGUUGAAUCAACAGAAAAGAGAAUAAUCAAUCAAUUUAAUGGUGAUAAUGAAGUUUUUGAUACAGUUAAUAAAAUAAACGCUGUCACAAAUUUAAAUAGAAAAGAGUAUGAAAAAAGUGGUAACAAAAUGGAUGAUUGUGAAAUUACCAAAGAGCAGUCAAUUUGUAGAACAUCCAUUCAAAUAAAUUUACUGAAUGCUGAUAACGAAAGUCAUGUAAAUGAUAACCAACUAAUUAGUGUUAAUACAGUAUCGAAGAAAAGAGAGGAAGAACAUGUAAAAGAUGUAAUUAAAAAAUUAAAAAAACAUGAAGAUAAAUCGGUCAUUUCAGAAAAUGAUACUAUUAUUAAAAACAUUGUACAAACUGCAAAAGAAUUUGCAGAACUCAAAACCAGAAUGAAAUAUAUGGUUACGUUAGGUAUGAGUACUACUAAUAAAACUGAAGAAGACAAACCAUUAAAAAAUGCAGAUGAACUUAUAACAGAUACAAAUAAUGAUAAAAGCCCUUACGAAAUUUUGAACGAAGGGCUUAGAAUGUAUGCAAAGAAUGAUGAAUGCAUUUGGAAAAUUUCUGAUAUAAAUCCAGAAAUUAUUUGUAUUGAAUAUUACAAAACUGCUAUUCGUUUGUUAAUCAAAUUAAACGUGCCAGAUACCAGUAAUGAAUACGAACGAAUAACAAAUGUGCGUAUUAUUUCAAGGUUAAAUGAUGAAGAGCGCAUUAUAUUUAAAAUAAUUGAUAAUUUAAUUAUUCAAAGAAUUAAUACUCAAUCUCUGGUAGAAGAAUAUAAAACAUAUGAAGAUAUUCCAAAACUUAUUCAGCGUGUUACUAAUGAAAUUAAAGUAAUUUAUGAUUUUUAUGAUGAUUUUGAGAAACUUAAUCGAAAAUAUGUGAUAGAUAUUUUAGACGAUAAUAGAAUAUCAUUCGUACUUAGAUCACAGCAUAUGAAUACAAUUAUUCGAUUAUCGAUCAAAUUAAAUUUUUUCACAAAAAUUCAUCCAGAGGAUUUUAAAAGCAUUAGCUUAUUGGGAUCCAAUGUACAAAAUCAUGUGGAAACAUUGGCUAAAUCUACAAAGCCGGGUUCAAACUUUUUAUCCACAUAUAUAAAGCAAGUGGAACAAUUAUUAAAUGUGUAUUAAUCAUCACACAAAAAAUUAAAAGGAGAAGUAUAUACUAAAAAAUAAAGGAGUAAGUGAGACGGAGAUACACAGGUUGGACACGACAUCUAGUCUCUAUUUUUGAUAAUCGAAUAUAAAUAAAAAUAUUUUGCAAUUUUUACAUAGUAAAAAAA